This is a messenger RNA of Sitophilus oryzae (rice weevil), 522 nucleotides long. RefSeq lists its product as uncharacterized. Bases 15 to 470 code for a protein of 151 amino acids. Gene Ontology annotation, molecular function: odorant binding. The record is from RefSeq and is a predicted model, not a curated record. Lineage: Eukaryota; Metazoa; Arthropoda; Insecta; Coleoptera; Curculionidae. The transcript is spliced from 3 exons.
UUACACAAAGCAACAUGAACAUUGUAAUCUUUUUAUAUUCAGGUACUUUGUGUCUGCUCUUAAUCCGACGAUCAAGCGGACAGUCAUCCAAUAACCACAAUCAUAACAAUACCAAACUGGAUGUAUUUUUUAAAGACUGCAAAGAAAAAAGUGGAGUUGGUGAAAAAGACUAUGAACGGAUUAAAAUGAGGAAGCUUCCCGAAUCGGACGAAGGUAUCUGCAUGGUAGAGUGCCUUUUUGCUAAACUGCAUAUUAUUGAAAAUGACAAGUUUAACAAACGUGGAUUCGUAUUAAUAUUUACUCCAGCAUUUGCCGGUAAUAUCAAACAACUAAGGAAACUGAGGGAACUUGGGGAUGUAUGCGACAAGGAAAUAUAUCCGGACAAGGACAAUGAAUGCAGCCUAACAGGACAGAUUCUAAACUGUCUGGGAAGAAAUAAAGAUUUGUUAAAUAGCGUUAAACGAAGCUAAUCAACAAGAAUAUAAUGUUAUGCACAUUAAUAUGAAGUUGAAAUUAUGAAGU